AUGAAGAAGAAAGGAUCUGCCUCCAGCGCAUCGGGGCCCUCAGCACAGGUGCUUGGUCUGGUAGACGCAUUUCUGGCACAAAAUGGCAUGCAGACUACGCAUAAGGCGUUCGUCAAAGAGGCCACAAAACUGCGACAUAGUGCCGGCUGGCCGGCGCCUGACGAAUCCAUGGCUGAAGUGAGGCUUCAAACCGUUUUUGAUGCUUUCAAAAAGGAUACAACUUCGCCUCCGGCAAAAGCUGGACCAAAUUCUGACAGCGAAUCCUCGGCCUCCGAUGACGAGUCAAGCAGUGCAAGCCCUAGCCUAAGCAGCAGUGAGGACAGCACCAGCGAGGGUAGCACUAGUGAAGAUAGCACCAGCGAGGAGGAAUCCAAAUCCGAAUCCGAAGUGGCAACCAAAACUAAGAAACCAGCAAAAAUCAAGAGGAGCAAGAAUGCAAAGCGGUCCGUUUCCCCUUCGUCUUCAUCUUCCUCUUCCUCCGACAGUGAUGCCGAUGAUGAGGACGAGGAGACCGGCUCAACCCGCGCCGUAGCCGCAGUCACUCAAAAUUCAUCAUCCAAUGCGAAUGUGGGGGCCGGGGCGGCUUUGAAGAAGAGCCUGAAACGGAAAGCAGAGUCCAGCUCAUCAGACUCUGAAUCGUCUGAGUCGGAUUCUUCCGAAGAGGAGCCACCGGCAAAACGGACCAAGGUUGCCCAGAAGCCCGUGGCGUCCGUUAGCUCUUCGAGCGAAUCUUCGUCGUCAUCAUCGUCGUCAUCAUCGGAGGAAGAAGAGCAAAAGAGUGCUGCGAAGCCGAUCGACAAGAAAAAUAAAUUAGUCGCAGCAGCCGACACGCGGUCCGAGUCCUCUGGUACUGUGGAGGGCGACAACGGUGGGGUUACACACGACUUGUCGCACACCGAGGGUUUAAUGCACCAAGAUCGUAGGGGCAUGCUCGACAAUAUGGAAGCUGCUACAAACCGAAAAAAGCAUGCUGGUGCACGACCAACCCCAUUGGCCCAACUCUCGGCACAGGCCAGCGAUGAAAACUACCUUAGCAAUGCUUACCAGAGCUAUGAUUAUGCGGAAAAGGCGUACAGGGACCUUUCGGUCACGCGAGGCAAAGGAUUCACCAAAGAGAAGAAUAAGAAGAAACGGGGAAGCUAUCGUGGUGGACCCAUCGACAUCAGUGGUGGGAAGAGCUUCAAGUUUGAGGAUUGA
Molecule: messenger RNA, 1197 nt
Organism: Capronia coronata CBS 617.96
Lineage: Eukaryota; Fungi; Ascomycota; Eurotiomycetes; Chaetothyriales; Herpotrichiellaceae
Exons: 1
Coding region: 1-1197 (398 amino acids)
Cellular component (GO): nucleolus; nucleoplasm
Source: RefSeq, a predicted model, not a curated record